This is a messenger RNA of Photinus pyralis (common eastern firefly), 2084 nucleotides long. RefSeq lists its product as uncharacterized. Lineage: Eukaryota; Metazoa; Arthropoda; Insecta; Coleoptera; Lampyridae. Bases 301 to 1110 code for a protein of 269 amino acids. The transcript has 3 exons. The record is from RefSeq and is a predicted model, not a curated record.
GUGUUCUACAUUAUACUUUUUUCGUCAAUUUCUCAUCCAAGUUUCUAGAAACUAGAACUGAAACUAGAAAAAAAUCACCAAAAAAGUACAAUUUCUAGUCAAGGUCGACUUAUUUCAAAACUAGCUCCGGACCGACCUAUUUUUCUUGUAUGCUUCGUCAAGUUUACAUGCGCAUUAAGAAUCUCAACAGCUGUUUAGUACGAUACCAACCUGAGAAAAUUGGGGUUAUGUUAAGACUCAGUUCUUGUGUGAUUGCAAUUGUUUUGGUGUUUUAAAUAUUAAUUAUCUUUAUACUUGAUUAUGGCGAAAAAAUGGUCACAUGAGAUAGUCGAGACGCUUGUAUCUCUGUACCAACUGCAACCUGUGCUAUAUAAGACGGAUUCUCCAAGCUACCACAACAAUUUACUCCGCCAUAAAGCAUUAGACGCAAUUAGGACAGAGUUGAUGAAUAUAUAUAAACAAGACUUUACAAAUGAAGAGAUCUCAAAGAAAAUUAACAAUUUAAGGACUCAAUUUAUAGAAAACGUUCGAAAAGUGAAAAAACAAGCUCCUAGUGGGUCGGGCAGUGAAUCUCCAAAACCAGCAUGGUGGCUAUACGAUAGUUUAUUUUUUCUUCUUCCGUAUUUAAAAAAAGAUAAGGGAAUUUCAAACAUUAGGACAUUGUCGAAGGAUAUCUCCCAAAACACGGAAGUUUCUGUUUAUGAAGUGCCUAACACGGAAUUGGAUGUACCAGAAGGUGAAUACAGCAUAAACGAAGAGGGAGCACUUUCUCCAGUUAAUGAUUUUGAGGAUCUUACUCCAACUCCUUCACCAGCAAGCAUGUCAGAAUCAGAUCCUGUUCACAAUAAACAGUCAAGGACCACUGUUCCUGCCAAGAGUGCAAAGCGUUCUAAGAAAAGAAAAGGGGACGAUGCAGUAAAGGAAGCUAUGUUAACUGCAAUUAAACAAAUUAAUGGAAAUGAAAAUUCCGAAUUUUCAUCCGAUAUUGAGAAAUUUUUACAGUAUGUUGGCGUAGGAUUGCAACAAAUUUCCAAUGUCAGUUUGUAUCGGAAAUGUAAACUAGAAAUUUUAGGUAUUAUUGACACAUAUCAAAACAACCUUAAUGCUUAGUAUUUUAUUUUAUUACUGUAAAAACUCCAAUGUAAUUAAUUGGAACGUGAACAUACUUAUUGAAAUGUUAGGUACAUUUCGAGUAUUGCAAUAAGUGUAUUCACAUUCAAUUUAUACUUAUCUAAUACAAUGUUCCUCUUAAAUUUAAGCAACGUUCGACUGCCACUCUACAAUGUCAAUGUUGUUAAAAUAAAAUUUGAAUGUUUCACGUAUACGUAAUACAUGAUUGGUGGCACGUCCUCUAUGAAAAGUGGCAUCAUGAAGCUCGUUUGGGGUUAUAUCGUCAUCCUUAUCUAUAGCUUGAAUUUCUGUAUUUGAGCGAAGAAAAUUAUGCAAGGCACAACACGCUUGGGUUAUUAAAAUUACUUUGUCUUUGUCUAAAUUUAUCGGAGUUAAAAAUACCCGAAACCGAUUACUUAAUAUUCCGAAAGUAUUCUCAAUCACUCGCCUUCCUCUACUUAAUCUAUAAUUGAAGAUUCUCUGUUCUUUGGACAUGUUUUUGAAUGGGUACGGUUUCAUAAUGUGCUUCUGUAGUGGGAAUGCAGCAUCAGCUAAUAACACAAAAGGUACGCUGGGGUGAGUCAUACCAGGCAAAGGUUGAUCAUUUGGUAAAUUUAAGGUCUCCUGAUUUAAAGCCAAUGCAAAGUCACAAUCUUGAAAUACACCUAAAUGACAAAUAAACAAUAAAAAUAGGUAUUAAUAGAUCAUUAAAUACCACCAUCACUGACUCUACCAUUCGUUCCGAUGUCAGUAUAUAUAAAUUUAUAAUUUGCAUCUGCAAUCGCAAGAAGAACUAUACUAUGGGUUCCUUUAUAAUUAUAAUAAUGGGAUCCAGCACUUCUUGGGGCACGGAAUACAAUAUGCUUUCCGUCUAAGGCACCAACUGUAUUUGGUAUAUUCCAUAACAGCUGGAAACCUUUUGCUACAUUGUGCCACUCCUCUUGGGUUGAAGGGAUCUGUUAUGGGUACAAAUG